AUGUACAUAACACGUCUUCCGAGAGUAUUCAGCCUUCUCCGUCCAUAUUCCACUGUUUCCCCUAAUAUAGGAACAAUCCCAAAUUCAUAUGCACAGAACGACCCCUCAUAUCUUGGAGAUGCCCUUGCGAUCGAUGGAUCAAUACCCACUGUCGAACUUGCUUUUGAUCAUCACAAACCAAACUUAGAACCGACCCUUUAUAAAUCACCUUUGAUCUUCUUACAUGGAUUAUUCGGGUCUAGAUCAAAUACAAGAACGAUAGCUAAACAGUUAACCAACCGAUUAGAUCGAGAUGUUUAUUGUCUUGAUUUACGUAAUUUUGGAACUAGUCCCCAUAUUGAUAGAUUAGAUUAUCCUAGUUUAGCUGCCGAUGUGGAGAGAUUUAUCCAAGAACGGAAAUUCCCGGAAUUUGCCAAACCGAUCGUAGUUGGACAUUCUAUGGGGGGUAAAACUGCCAUGGCUAUGGUGUUGAGAAAUCCCGAUUUGGUGAAGAUGUUAUGUGUGGUUGAUAAUGCUCCUGUGACUAAGAUUACUUCUGAUACUUUUGGGAAAUAUGUAAAUCAAUUAAGAUUGGCAUUGGAGAAAUAUAAAUAUACUAGUGUUAAGGAAGUAGAUGCAAAAUUGGCCGAAGUUGAAGAGAAUAAAUCAGUUCGUCAAUUCUUGUUGACUAAUUUGGAUAGGGGCCAUAGACAUGCUCAUAUUAAAUCGAAAGUUCCAUUGGAUAUUAUUGGGAAUGCUAUUAGUCGUGGCGUGAUUUCUAGUUGGCCAUAUGAUCUGAAUAUAGUUAGAUGGACAAAGGGACCAGCGUUGUUUGUUAGAGGUUCGGAAUCGUCAUAUGUUCCUGAUGAAGUCAUUCCUGAAAUUGCGAGGUUUUUCCCAGAUUUUGAAUUGAGAGAUAUAGAAGCUGGUCAUUGGUUAAUUAGCGAGAAACCCAUUGAAUUUAUGGAAACUUUGACUGAAUUUAUUCAAAGAAGAGAAGACGAGGAGGAAAUUUAG
This is a messenger RNA of Hemisphaericaspora subhashii, 996 nucleotides long. RefSeq lists its product as uncharacterized. The coding region runs from base 1 to 996 and encodes 331 amino acids. The record is from RefSeq and is a predicted model, not a curated record. NCBI's taxonomy places the organism in Eukaryota, Fungi, Ascomycota, Pichiomycetes, Serinales, Debaryomycetaceae. The transcript has a single exon. Gene Ontology annotation, cellular component: mitochondrion.